CAACAGAUGGCGCCAGCUACCUACUAUCGUUGCCCGGCAACCAUUUGAAUUAAUCAAAGCAUAAACACAGUGACAGGUGAAAACCUUUUUGCACUGACAGCGAAAAAUUGUGGAAAAUAAAUAUAUAUUAUGAAAUUUAUACCGCUACAUACGACAAAUACAGCUAUAGUGUACAAGAAUUCGCUAUGCUCGCUGGCAUCGCUGUUGGUUGUCGUCUUCAUCGCCUUGUCGGUCAUGCUGCCGGUUCUAUUGGUCUCCCUGCUCAGCCCCUACUCGGGCAUCUCGGAGUCACGUGUGCUCUACGAACAGCCCAACGUGCAGUUUAAAUAUCAAUACGUCUUUGUGGCCAGCCUGGCCACAAAUGAGGCAUCUUCCUCGCCUGGCUUUGUGGCCUGCAGCAGCUUUGGCAACUUUAAUGCGCGCACACAAAACUAUUCGGGCAACUGUGAGGCGAGUAAGUAUUGGACACAAGAUCUGGAUCGUGAUACGGUCACAGAUCGUCUACACUUUCGCCUGGAACUGAGUGAGCUGCCCGCCGACCUGACUAAGUUUGAUCUGCUGCUCUUCUUCGAGGCUCAACUGCGACACAAGUGUGUCUUAACUCCGCCAGCUGUGCUUGCCCAUCAACUGCAAUUGCCACAAUCAGCACGGAUGCAAAACGGACACAUCCUGCUCAAGGGUGAGUUGAAACUGAAGCAGUACGUGGAGUUCACCUGUCCCUUUCCGGGCCGCAACAUUCAGACGCACUUUCGCCAGGUGCAGCUGGACAGCAAUUCAAGUCAUGCGAACAUUGCGCAAUACAAAAUGGAAUCGUUGCUCGGCCAGGUCAAGGCCAAUCCUGCCUACUUUCAGCUGGUGGUGCAAGAGACGUACUUUAAGCCAACGGCGCCACGUCUUGAGCCCGGUUUAAUCAUCGAACUGGAGGUGGAUGUGCUGCAAGUGCCUGCCCGUUAUCACUUGAGCAUUUGGGAGCGUUUGGGACAAUUCUGGUUGUAUUUCGCCUCCUUUUUCGGCAUCUCCUUCUACAUUAUGAACAAGCUGAAGGAUUUUCUAUUCGGUCGUCAUAUCAUACGCUCCUGGGAGAUUAUACCCUGGAAGAAACUCUACUGACAU
This is a messenger RNA of Drosophila albomicans, 1113 nucleotides long. RefSeq lists its product as uncharacterized. Gene Ontology annotation, cellular component: ciliary membrane; ciliary transition zone. Gene Ontology annotation, biological process: regulation of protein localization; cilium assembly. The transcript has a single exon. The coding region runs from base 130 to 1110 and encodes 326 amino acids. Lineage: Eukaryota; Metazoa; Arthropoda; Insecta; Diptera; Drosophilidae. The record is from RefSeq and is a predicted model, not a curated record.